AUGGUUUCGUCCUCUAAAAAGCCUCUUGAUGUGGAAUAUGCGGAACAGAUGCAAUGCCACCCAUACGGCACUGCGCUGUAUCGCCCUCAACCCCGCGAUACAUUUCAUCCAGGAAUGGUGGGAUACUUCAACGACGAUGGAGACUGGAACCCUAUAAUCGAUCUUUCACAACGCUCACAGCCAUCAUUCACGCAAUCUGCGUUUACAGCCUCACUCGCACUACCCGAUGAUCUUCCCGCCAUGGCAAUACCAGAGGAACAUACCUGGGGCCCGAAGUUGGGCAAUACCACGCGCGUUCGCCAGAUCGAUCUGACAGCAGGUAUAUCGCAGAGUGCUCUCUUGGCUGCUGCGGGUGUGCCUUUGAGUCUGGGGUCAUGCUAUCGGUUCGAAAAUAAAGAUUCCACUGGCGCGGUUCUCAUUACCGGUGCUCCGAUUAAGCAUGAGCGGUUUUACCACGCGACACCCUUCAAGCGAUGGGUCGCGUCGAAUGCUAAGCAGCUCUUGACUGAGAUAGCUGAGCUGAAAGAUCAUGCGCUGUGGGUUAUCACGAGUAUCUGGACCGCGGAGGAGGCGGCUGUGAACUGCUGGCGGGAACGCCAUCGAGCUGUUGACGUCGGGUUCAACGUCGGUUUUGUCGAAAUCGGUGAACUUGCGCCUAAAGGGGGGCUGGGUUGA
Messenger RNA from Penicillium cosmopolitanum, 675 nucleotides. RefSeq lists its product as uncharacterized. The transcript has a single exon. The record is from RefSeq and is a predicted model, not a curated record. The coding region runs from base 1 to 675 and encodes 224 amino acids. NCBI's taxonomy places the organism in Eukaryota, Fungi, Ascomycota, Eurotiomycetes, Eurotiales, Aspergillaceae.